This is a messenger RNA of Macrosiphum euphorbiae (potato aphid), 384 nucleotides long. Lineage: Eukaryota; Metazoa; Arthropoda; Insecta; Hemiptera; Aphididae. The record is from the annotation of a GenBank genome assembly.
AUGCUUAUGGAUACCAAAUAUUCUUUACUCUUAUUACGCUGCUGCUGUUUCAGACUUUAUAUACCGCCCAAUGACAUGGUAUCUGAACAUAAAGUUCAAUCCAAAGACGGACCUCCAGUGAUUGCUUUACGACUGGUACCCAAAGUUUUAUACGCUGUUACUCAUAUUUGGGCUCCAAAUGCAUACAUAAUUUCAUUCAAAUUAGAGACUGAUAGUGGGAUUUUAGAACAGAAAGCCAAAGGGGCUCUUAGUAAAUACAAGCAUCAACUUGUUAUUGGGAACUUACUACACACAAGGAAACAUAAUGUCAAGUUAAUAGCUCAAGAUGGUGUAAUUGAAGAUAUUUUAUUGACUGAGACGAUAUCAAAAAGGAAUCGAGAUUGA